AUGACCGAAGAAGAUCGAGCCCGAGCGCGUGCAAAAUUUUCCGCUGCUGCGUAUCCAUUUGAAGGAGCUAUCGGUGCUAUAGACUGUACCUUUAUUCAUAUUAUAGCCCCACAUGAAAAUGAAGAAGCGUUCAUUAAUCAUCAUGGUCGUCAUUCUUUGAAUGUCCAAGCGAUUGUUGAUUCGGAUAUGAAGUUGCUCAACAUUAAUGCGAGAUACCCAGGUGCACGAAACGACGCAUACAUCUGGAGCACAUCACCAAUUCGUCGAGCAAUGGAAUUCCAUUACAAUCGGGGAGAACGCAAAACUUGGCUGAUCGGCGAUGCUGGAUACCCUUUAGAACCGUGGUUCAUGACACCCUUGGCCAAUUUUCCUGAAGACACACGACAAUUCCAAUAUACGCAGCAGCUUUGUAAAGCAAGAAAUGUUGUUGAACGUUUCUUUGGUGUUUUGAAACAUGUAUGGAGAUGUUGUUCUUAUCAACGAGUGCUAAUGUAUAAACCAGCAUUUGCUGCUAAAAUAGUUAAUGCAUGUGCAGUAUUGCAUAAUAUAAGAAUUCAAUACCGUUUACAUUUUGAAGAAUUUGAAGUACCAAUAAUUGCUAAUAAUCCUCAAAAUGAAAAUGCUAUUGACAUUAAUGAAGAUGUAGCUCGAAGAAGGCCACGAGCUUUGGCUCAAAGAAUUCAACGCCAAAUAAUGAGAGAAAGAUUUCCCAAUUAUCGUGAUGCGGAAGAUGAAGAGCGUGGUGAAGAUAAUUAA
Solenopsis invicta (red fire ant) is the source of this 756-nucleotide messenger RNA. RefSeq names its product putative nuclease HARBI1. NCBI's taxonomy places the organism in Eukaryota, Metazoa, Arthropoda, Insecta, Hymenoptera, Formicidae. The transcript has 3 exons. The record is from RefSeq and is a predicted model, not a curated record. Bases 1 to 756 code for a protein of 251 amino acids.